UAUCCCAAUUUGUGAUUAGCUAUAGGGCUAGCAGUGCUUGUCAUAUUUAGUAAACCAUGCUUCUUUCAUGCAGACGUUUCUGAGGGGAUGAUCCAAACACCAAGCGUACAAUAACACCGUUGUGCUAUUCCUUUAAGACAGCUUAUCUUGGUCCCGUCCAGCAUUGAGAAACUCGACUCACUCUAAUGAAGUCUCACCACGACGGUAUUGUCUGAUUUGCCAGGGAUGUUGAUUCGCGCACACAUGCUGCUUCCUCCCUUAUCAAGUCGGUAAAUAGAUGUAUUGAUGAUGAAACAACUAUGCUGGAUCAGCCCACCCGCUGUGUUCUGUGAAAGAAGUGGGUUGAAACCACUGCGAGCUUCAAUGGAAUUGUGGUUGUUGUACUGGUCCCAGGGCCAACGUGACUGUAUUUUGUGAAGUUGGACUGCAUAAAACGCUCUGUCUACACUCACAUUUGUUCAUAGAGAAGAGCUGAGCUUGGUCUGCGGGUAGCUACGACACACUCUGUGCGACCUCUCAGCGUCUCAUGAGCGGCCUGCCUGUGUACUUUGGUGUCACCAACUUUAGUUGAGGGUCCUUGAUAAAUAGCAAUCGUUGAGCGUAUAUGAGACGACGGACGACAAGCAGCCUCCGGCAGCCAGGUUUCUUCGCUUUUAUUUUCUAGAUACUACCGCCCUGUAAGCUCAUUUGACCGGAACGUAGAUCCUUGAUUUACCUCCAGCCGAACCACCUUCAUAACGAAUUGACAGAGAGAUGCUAGUGUCAGAGAGACCUUUUACCAACUUGCUGAUUGUAUUGUGAAACCAAUGCGUUAGGUGUACCUGUCAAUGCUGUAUAUGUAUGUACAGUACUUAUCGCCCUGGGGCUCUCAGUGCGAUUUGGUGAUCGGCAUUUCAACUUUGCUGAGUACUCGGUGCUUACCGACCGAGUAACGCCCUCCCGAGUCAUUACACAUACCUCGAGGUCUUUCAUUAGUAAGCAGCAUCCUACGGCAUCAACUCGUGAUUAAAGAGAGCGGUCGGAGACGGCGUGUGUCCGUUAAAGGGUGGCGUACCUGUAGAAACACAACUCAUUACCAGAUUGACUGGACGUGUAUAUCUAACACACAUCUUAUUGAAUCUAGUGUACAAUACAAGCCCAUCACUAACAAUAUUCAGAGGUGCUGGGAUGUCUUUUCUCAAUCUUGCUCUCACAUGUCAAAUGAUGAAUUGGAGAACUUUCCAAGUGGUCCGGGAGAUGCUGAUAGUUGCGUGUUUGUUAGCGUUUGUAAUGCCAUCAACACAUGCAGCCAGAAAGAGCCAACAUGAAAUCCCUAUCAUAGCAGAGCCAGAUACACCACACUCAAGGGGCAUUCCAGGUUGCAUAUUUGACGAAGUUUUCUAUGAUCUUGACACGCACUGGCAUCCAGACCUUGGCUUUGGUGAAAUGGCAUGCAUGGACUGUGAAUGUAUACCGCAUGCCAAAGAUGGACGUCUGACAGGAAGAGUAAAUUGCCGCGAUAUUAAGAAGGAUUGCGUGGAACCUGCAUGUCCGGUUGAUGUUGAACCUGUUCUCUUAGAAGGCGAAUGCUGCAAGUCAUGCCCAUCUAACAGUGGCAGUGGCAGUACUAAACCAGAAGAAGGUGGUAAACCAAGCCGUGAUAGACCAUCAGGCUUUUCUGAUGAUACAAUAAGUACACCAUUUACUGGAGAAGUCUAUGUUGCUAUGCUGACUGGCACACUGAUUGAUAUAAGAACUAAUGCUGUUGCGAGAGCAUCACUUUCAUUACUGGAGGAAACACUCUAUUACUCAAUCAUAUUCAGAAGAAUGGAUCAACCUACUAGUUUGGUGUUUACAGAUGCAUUGAAUAAUACUCUGCAUUUCAUUGACAUUGAGGAAGGCACUGAAAUGAUAUGUGGUCAGUGGAAAAACAUUCCUCAGACAUAUAUCCAGUAUCUUGAGAGUAAACUACUCUUUUUGACUUUAGCAACAACAUCUCAUCCUGGAGGAGAAGUCCGAGGUCGAGUGAUGAGACAUCGAGCUUUGGAAGAUGAAUCUUUCAGUGCUUUGCUGACGCGUAAAGAUAAAGGGAAUGGGAGAUCUCGUAAGACUACAGAUCGUCUUGGAUCUGGAGGUGUGAUGAUGGUUGCUGUAACAGGCAAUGGAGACCAGCUGGACUUUGCCACUCUGGUAGAUGGAAUCACUGAAAACACUGAGCGGUCACAAGAAGUUACUUUUAUAUUGCAACUGAAGAAAGGCAGAGAUGUGGUCAAAGAAACGCGCAAGACGGUUCUUCCUGAUGAUUUGGAUAUCGCUGAUGUAUGGGACAAUUUAGCAACCAAGAUGCAGAAGAGUAUGGCAAGAGGUCAAUUAACAAUCAGUAUCAUGGUAGAGGGACAAGAUGGAGAACUGGCUGGUCCUCUCACACCAAUGUCGUCAUGCAACACUUUACAUGCUGUUUUGUCUGGAAGUCAAGCUCUGGAUAGACCUAAAGCCACUGGGGCAAGUGGCUCAGCUAUAAUCAGUGUAGACGACAAAGGAAAUAUCAAGUAUAAGAUUUUGUUGACUGGGUUAAGGACAAAUGUGGUUGGCUUGACAAUAGAAGGUGAUCCAAAGAAUCGACGUAAGCGUCGCAUUGUUGCUGACAUAUUGAAAGACUACAGAGAUGGCCAGGCUUCUGGGAAAUACAGUAAGGCUAAAGCUAAGGAGAUUCAUCAACUCUUACACGAUGGCUUGUACAUCAAUGUAGCAACUGAGGCUUACGAAACAUCAGAGUUACGUGGAAAGAUAUCAUUGCUUCCAUAUUCAACAUCUCUUGCAAACUACAAAGGAAUGCCAGUGCAGCUUUCAGGCAGUAUAAUCAAUCCACCACAGCUAACUGGUGCUGGAGGCCAUGCCUUCAUGGUACUGGAUUCAUCUUGUGCUUUACAUUAUCAAGUAUCUGUAGUGGGACUGAAUGGAGAUGAAGCCCGGGUACCAGAUGGAACUGUAGAUCACAUAUUUGCUGAGAUUGGAGAUAUUAAUGGGGACCAGUUUAUCGUCAGACAUGUCUUAAAUGAAGUCCAACGAAAUCUGGCCAGUGGUGUCCUAAAUGAUGUGUCAUCAUCCUUGUUAGAAGCUAUGGAUAAUGGUAAUGCUUUCAUCCAAGUUAGCUCCAAGAAUCAUCGAGAUGGGGAAAUCCGUGGAUUGGUGGUGCUGCCAAAUAGCUGCUACAGCACAGCGGCUACUGGAUCUCGUCUGCCAUUUGAUCGACCUGCAUUGAUUGAGGAUGAUGCUUCACAUGGUGGUAGUGUAGAGUCACUUCCUAAUUCUUGUUUCUUUGAGAAACGUUUUAGAACAUCAGGCUCUACAUGGUCUCCUGAAUACGAUCCUACAUGUGCUACUUGUACAUGUAAAAGAGGUGUAGUGAUAUGUGAUCCAGUGGUUUGUCCCCAGCUUGCUUGUACUGACCCAAUCAGCAUCAACGGAGAGUGCUGUCCAGUCUGCCCUUUGCCAGCGGAGGAGGUGUAUCAAGAUACAGACAGUUGUUUUUUUGAAGGCGAUAAAAAGUAUCACAGUAUUGGAUCUCAAUGGCAUCCAUUUGUGCCUCCGUUUGGCUACAUACAAUGUGCUAUCUGCACAUGCCUCUCCGGAGGCCAAUAUGACUGUCAGAGGGUACAAUGUCCUAAACUAGAAUGCAAGAAACCAGUGCGGAUUAACCUGUCUGACUGCUGUCAAACAUGUCCUGAAGAGCCUUCUACAACUCCUGAGCCUGCUGAGAGUGACGUCAUUCAAGCUGAUGAAGUAGAAAGAGGAUGUUCAUUCCAAGGAGAUUUCUACAGGAAUGGUGAAGAAUGGCACCCAAAUAUUCCUCCCUUUGGGACCUCCUACUGCGUCAAAUGCAGAUGCAAAAACGGCUCAACGAAAUGCAAGAAGAAGAACUGUCCCAAAUUAUCAUGCGAAGAAACAACAGAGAUCAAGGGUGAAUGUUGUCCAGUGUGUGCAGAUGGAAGUAGUAGUUUAUUAACAACACUUCUGCCCUCCCUAGCAACAAGGACACCCUCAUCAGACGAGGAAAGAAAAUACAGAUGGAAGCACUAGUCUGAGUAAUAUAGCACGCAAACAUGCUAACAUACAGUUAGGCAAUAGCAAUUCGCAUUAUUUAUCAACAUGGUGUAAGACGACAUUAAACAAAAGUGUUUUCAGAGAAAGUUAUUGUCAUUUUAAAUCUUGUAGUUUUCAGGUUGAGUUCUGAAUAACAUAUGCUUCAUGUAUGUUAUUGGUAAACUAUAUAACUGGCAUAAUGACAGGGCUAUAACAUCACAAUUAAAACAAACAUUCACAUAGUAUAGUUGUGUGCUCUACAGACAAGUCUUUAUUCAAUAGAUAGUGACAUAAUAAAUUGUUUGUAUUUUUAAAGCUAAUUAUUGUAAAUUUAAACAAAAUUUGACCAAAAAGUUUUUGUAAAUACUAACUUAUUUAAGAGUGUGCGGCGAAAUCUAUGAGAUGGCUUGUAUGAAUUGGUGUUUUUUAUUUGAUAAUAUACUCUUAAGUUCCUUUAAUGGCAUGGCUGCUAGUACAGUUAGUUUGUACAGAUGUGAUAAACAUUACCUACCAUUCAUAAUGGAUUAAAGUCACAGGUCAUGACCCCUGUUCAGAGUAUGUCACAGGUUAUGACCCUUCGUAUGAUUAGGGACAAUUUAUAAAAGUUUCACACCUUUAAGAACAUCCCUCUUUCCCUAAAUCUCUUAUAAAUACAGAACCCAAUUGUAUGGGAAUUGUACAUGACCCUUCUCUAUGUACACUGGUUCUCGUGGUGUACUUGGGUUGAGACCAUUAGUAAUGUACUGGCCAAUGCAGCUUCUUUGACUGUGUACAUGUAAUGACUGUAUUAUGGCAAAUUUCAAGAAAAUACUAUGUGAAACUGUUACGAAUGGUAUGUUGACGUUGAUUUUAUCUGCUAGAUUAAGUCGACACUAUAGGGAUAAAUACCGGUAUAUUGGCGUAGAUUCCAUUCAGGCACGAAUUUGUCUGUGAUUUAGUUGUCAAUCUCCUCCUUUUUAAUUUUUUUUUUUUAACACAACCAACAUUUACGAAAGAUGAGUUAUAGAAUUAAUUACAUUGUAAAUAGAAUGUCAGGCUUAUUGUACAUAUUGCGCUUUUUGAAUAUUAAGAGAUUCAAUUACAAAUAUAUAUACGUUUAUAGAUUAUUUCUGUAUUGUAUUGUAAGAUAAACUUUUGUGUUAAAAACUUAGAAAUAUGAGGUGCAUAAUGAAGUAUAUAAAUAGUUUAUUUUUUUCUGCCAUAUAGUUUAUAUUAAUACACCGUUUUUGGUUCACCGUGUAUCAUUGUGCGAUUUUUAUAAUAUCGUCUGCUUUUUCACUCCAACUUUGUGUUAAGACGCACUGUUGAAAACGAUGAACUGCUUAACAAUAUAAACAUGAGUAAUAUUACACAUCAAUUACUUGACAUAUCAUUAGCAAUGGUGAUUCUAUUCUAAUACAUUAAACAGCUAAUGGUUCAUUAACAACUGACAAAGAAUAUUGAUGUAAGAUUAAUAUUUGAGGUAUAAUGAAGAAUGUACUGAGGAUGUUGGAAACCAAUGUUCCUAUAAACCAAAGUAUUUGACAUUGACUUAAUCGUUACGUCUCGUAAUUAUUAGAAAUGAUUAAAAUUGUCAGAAAAUGAAAACAAA
Messenger RNA from Asterias rubens (European starfish), 5653 nucleotides. RefSeq names its product chordin-like. Lineage: Eukaryota; Metazoa; Echinodermata; Asteroidea; Forcipulatida; Asteriidae. Gene Ontology annotation, molecular function: protein binding. The record is from RefSeq and is a predicted model, not a curated record. Bases 1168 to 4059 code for a protein of 963 amino acids. Gene Ontology annotation, biological process: multicellular organism development. The transcript is spliced from 23 exons.